CAAUGAAAUGUACAGUAUUUACGGUACACCUACCAAACGGGCCAUACAUCAAAACUGUAACAUGAAAGUUAUAAACUGAUACAAGUCGCUAUCGACGUCGUCAAUACAACGCGGGCUUUCCCACACACUAUACAAACAUGUUCACCCCCUGGAUUCGAAUCGCUCUCUUCAUUACGGCAGCACUUGGAGGACUAUUCUUUACUAUUGGAAUUUUCGCACCCGGAUGGGAAAUAACACAUCAGGGGAUGACCCUAAAAGGAAUUUGGUUUAUACUAUCAUGUGGGAAACAGUCUAAAAGUUGUGAAUAUCAAACGUAUUUAGAAAAAUACAAUCAAGACAAAAGUAGUGCACAUUUCUCCUGGGUAAAUGAGUACGAGUAUAGUACAGCGGUAGGUAACCAGGUGCUCGCCAUCAUCGCCCUCCUGUCACUGUACCUCGGGCUAUUCAUGUCUCUCGUCGUUACAGGAGUCCAACGUCUGGCAAAUAUAGCAGCAUUUCUAGCAGCUCCCUGCUACUUUACAUCAGCCGCCCUUAUAUGGACACAUAUUGGUCAGGAGUCUGCUGCUAUGAGUGCAAAGAAUCGCAUUCACUUUCUGGAGGUGAGCCCGGAGCAUCAGCUGACCCCGUACUCAAUGGUGCUGUGUGGUUUUGGUUCCUCUUUGACAGUAUGCGUGGCCAUUGCUUAUCUGAUAUCUUCCGUGCAAUAUCUUAUGCGAAUUCCAAUGGAAAAAUAUCAACAAUUUUAAUGUGUAUAGCAUCGAUGCAAUUUACAGGCAUAGCGGUGGGAUAAGGACGAGAUUUUUUGAGGGUAGAUAAAGGGAUUGCAGUUAAGACUUUUUUUAUUUGGUCCCCGAGUUACAUGGGAAUUUUAAUAACUCACCAACUUCAAAAAUGUCUACACAGGCAGUGGAGUUGAACAACAAAAAUUCAGAUCUUACAACUUUCAUAAGAAUGGUAUUCUCAAUACAUGUCUAGAAAAAAAAUGCAGUGCGUUCUGCCGAAGAUACACGUUUGCGAAUUUUUAUGGACGUUACAACCAGAGUGAUAAUAUGAAAGUCAAUUUUACAUUGAGUUUGUAACGUUUAUCGCGUCGAAUAUCAGAAUAUGGUAUAAAAAGAAGUAUUUAUUAUUUGAAGAAAAUCAGAGAGUUUCACUUCAGGGAAACGACAACCAACUUCGAGAUGGAAGCCUGUUUAAGCUUUUUUCUAUUAGCUCAAUGUAUGUACCUAAAGAUACAUAAAUCAAAAUAUCAUUUGGACGGGAUGUUGUACGGCAACAAUAACAUUUUGUAUAUACCACGUGGUUGAGUAAUCUAUUGAUUAUUAAUGUAUACUUAACAAGACAAAGUGCUUACAGGCCAUAUAUGUCUAUGACAAAAGCCUUUGCAAAUUUCAAUCACACGACACUUUGGUGCUAUUAUCUAAAUUAUCUCCCUUUGUCCAAACUACACAACAUUCAUCAGUGCUAAGCUACAAAAAUAUCCAGUGUAUUCUAUUUUGUUAUUUACACCCACAACGAACAGCUUUGAUUUUUACAACACAUCCACUGCGCUUCUGAAUAUGCACAUUAUGCUUAAUCAUUAUUCGUCACAAUCCAUCAACAAAUACAGGUCAUUUUAUCGUCAAAUAUGGUGUUGUUGUUCUUUGCUUUUUUCAUUUGUCGAAUUCAGUUUUUCAAACCACUCAUACAUAUGUAAAGAGCCACAGAAAUGCCAGUAUCUGUAUUGACAUCCAAUUUGA
Mizuhopecten yessoensis (Yesso scallop) is the source of this 1739-nucleotide messenger RNA. RefSeq lists its product as uncharacterized. Bases 138 to 746 code for a protein of 202 amino acids. The record is from RefSeq and is a predicted model, not a curated record. NCBI's taxonomy places the organism in Eukaryota, Metazoa, Mollusca, Bivalvia, Pectinida, Pectinidae. The transcript has 3 exons.